This is a messenger RNA of Fusarium musae, 300 nucleotides long. RefSeq lists its product as uncharacterized. The transcript is spliced from 2 exons. The coding region runs from base 1 to 300 and encodes 99 amino acids. The record is from RefSeq and is a predicted model, not a curated record. NCBI's taxonomy places the organism in Eukaryota, Fungi, Ascomycota, Sordariomycetes, Hypocreales, Nectriaceae.
AUGUCUGAGAUGAUUCUGCAAGCUACUUUUGCGCAAAAGCCGCACCACUCACCUGAUCUUCUGGGUGACGCUGAUCGACUCCAAACCGCCUGCGGUAAGGAGUGUCAGGUUGAUAUCAUUGCUAACAACCUUCGAGUGACGGUAAGUACAGAUUGUAAGGACAAGGAUGUUGUUAUGACGGGUCUGACGAUCAAGAUGGAGCAGGAAAAUCUCUUCAAGGACUGGGAGCUUGUGCCUGGAUGGACUUGGAAGCCUGAGAAAAAGGAGCACUGUAAGCUUCACAUUGCUAUGAAGGAGUGA